Molecule: messenger RNA, 1089 nt
Organism: Glycine soja
Lineage: Eukaryota; Viridiplantae; Streptophyta; Magnoliopsida; Fabales; Fabaceae
Product: mRNA turnover protein 4 homolog
Exons: 7
Coding region: 108-797 (229 amino acids)
Biological process (GO): ribosomal large subunit assembly; ribosomal large subunit biogenesis; nuclear-transcribed mRNA catabolic process
Cellular component (GO): nucleolus; preribosome, large subunit precursor
Molecular function (GO): RNA binding
Source: RefSeq, a predicted model, not a curated record
AUAGAGGAGGUAAAUACACGGAGUCUUCUCUAAUGUUAUACCCAUCACAAACCUAAAACCCUACAGCCAGCCGGAGAAGUUGCAACUGCGAACAGAACAACUUCAAAAUGCCAAAAUCCAAGAGAAAUAGACAAGUUACGCUUUCAAAGACGAAGAAAAAGGGAAGAGACCACAAAGAGACGAUAGUGAACGGAAUAAAAGAUGCUGCAGAAAAGUACGGGCACGUGUACGUGUUCUCUUUCGAGAACAUGAGGAAUCAGAAAUUCAAGGAGUUCAGGGACCAGUUGAAAUCGAGUAGCAGGUUCUUUCUCGGCUCUAACAAAGUAAUGCAAGUUGCUUUAGGUCGCUCUGCUUCGGAUGAGAUCAGACCCGGCCUUCAUAAGGUUUCAAAGCUAUUGCGUGGAGAUUCUGGGAUGGUUUUCACCAAUUUGUCAAAGGAAGAAGUUGAAAGGCUGUUUAAAGAAUUUGAGGAGUAUGACUUUGCAAGAACAGGAAGCAAUGCCACUGAAAAGGUGGAUCUCAAAGAGGGUCCAUUAGAGCAAUUCACCCAUGAGAUGGAACCUUUUCUCAGGAAGCAAGGCAUGCCUGUUCGGUUAAAUAAAGGAGUUGUGGAGCUUGUUUCGGAUUUUGUUGUUUGUGAGGAAGGAAAGCCUUUGUCACCCGAGGCUUCUCGUAUACUGCGUUUAAUGGGAAUCAAGAUGGCUACAUUUCGACUUAGCUUAAUUUGCAGAUGGAGUCCCGAUGAGUUUGAACUUUACAUCGAUGGACCAGAUGAAUCAGAUAUCGAAUGCUCGUAGGACCUCUUUUAAAACGUAGAAGAUUCUGGAGCCCCAUCCUCCAAAGAAAAAAGAUUACACAAGAUAUGACUGACGCAUAUGUAAUUUACAUCUUCAGUGCUAUAGACUGUGUAGCGUUUUUUGGAUUAUGUAUUCUUAGAAGAGUUGAUUUGUGGAAAUGCAGAGAGAUUUCUGUGAACUAGGCCAAGCUGUAACUUUAUAAAAAGUUCAAAUUACUGUGAUACAAUUUUGAUUGGCUUAGGGGUUUUUAUUUUUGCUUGUUAUAUAUAAUUUCUAUCAAUUUGGAAGAGCA